Molecule: messenger RNA, 1494 nt
Organism: Lates calcarifer (barramundi perch)
Lineage: Eukaryota; Metazoa; Chordata; Actinopteri; Centropomidae
Gene: aplnr2
Product: apelin receptor 2
Exons: 1
Coding region: 31-1494 (487 amino acids)
Biological process (GO): immune response; G protein-coupled receptor signaling pathway
Cellular component (GO): membrane
Molecular function (GO): G protein-coupled receptor activity
Source: RefSeq, a predicted model, not a curated record
GGCAAAUUAUUUUAUAUAGAACCACAGGAGAUGGACAGACAGAUGUCAGAUGCCGACUUCCUUGUCUCCCCCUCUCCUCCCCCUCCCCUCUUUCACUGCGACUACACCGACUGGUCUCCCUCCUUCUCCAUCAUCCCGUCCGUCUACCUGCUGGCCUUCCUGGUCGGUUGCCUCGGCAAUGGCCUGGUUCUCUGGGUCUACCUGGACCGAGCUGAGGGGAGGAGAACGAGGACUGGAGAGAGAAACCAAACUGGGGUUGGAAAGAUUUGUGCCGGCAUUUUCAGAACCAGUCAGCGGAACAGUAAUAAACCUGGUGGAGUUCAGAAAGAGUCCUUUCCACAGAGGAACAAAGAAAAGUGUAGAUCUUCCUCAGGACAAAACUACAGACCAUCCUCUCACUCCUCCACCUCCUCCUCCUGCCCUCCCUCCAUUCCUCGUCCCUCCCGCUCACUGACAGACUCUCUAAUAGCCAGCUUAGCGUUAGCUGACCUCUGCUUCCUUGUGACUCUCCCUCUGUGGGCAGUCUACACUGCCAUGGGCUACCACUGGCCUUUUGGACAACCACUCUGCCAAAUCAGCAGCUUCCUCACUGCUCUCAACAUGUAUGCCAGCGUGUUCAGCCUGAGCAUGCUCAGUGUGGAGCGGUACUGGGUCCUGACUGGACGCCGGCACUCUGGCCACCAUGCCCCGCAGGGCUGCCCCAGCAGGGCUUUGUGGAUACUUGGGGGAGUGUGGGUGCUGGCAGGGGUGCUGGCACUUCCUGGUUUGUUGCUGCGGUCUGUCCGGGAGAUGGAGCUAGACUCUGAAUCUGAGGAUGAUUGGCAACUAGAGCCUGCAGAGUCUGGGUCAGUGUUCCUCUCCUGCCAGAUGGAUUACUCUGUGCUGAUAGGAGCAGAGCUGGAGGAGGCAGAAAAAGAGAGGGCAGAGAUGUGGUGGGCGGCCGCCUUGAGUCUUAAAUCAACUCUAAUUGGCUUCCUGCUCCCUCUUGUCAUCUUACUGGUCUGCUACUGUUCGCUGGCCCAGCUCCUCAACAGACAUUUUGGACGGGGCCCUCGUCCUGACCGCAAGCGCCAGCACAGACUCCUCAGGGUCAUUGUCACUUUAGUGAUGGCAUUUUUCCUGUGCUGGCUGCCUUUGCAUGUUAACAAGACUCUGUCCAUGCUGCUAGAGUUUGGCUUUGUCCCAUACUCCUGCUCUUUAGAUCAGAUUUUACUGGCUGCUCACCCCUACGUCACCUGUUUAGCUUACCUCAACUCCUGCCUCAACCCUCUCCUCUAUGCUGCCUGUGAUCCGUCAUUUAGGAAGAGGUGCAGAGGCGUUCUCCUCACGUCGUGCAGGACGAGCAGAAGAGGAGCAGAGGGAGUGGAGGGAAAGAAGGAUGAAGGAGAGGAAGAGAAAGAUGAAAGGAGCUCAGCUUUUCCCACAAGAAUGCAGGAGGAAACAGCAGACAGAACAGAGGAGGAGAUGAUGGGGGAGGUGGGUGAUGUGGCAUGA